AUGCUGUUUUUAUUUGUUUGUGAUUCUGCUUCGGCUGUCAUCGCUAUUCCGCAGUACAAGAAAUUAGUCACUAAAUGCAGCUAUUUCAAUGGACCAGCACUUUCCAACCUCGGUCGAAGAACGUUGAGAGGUGUCAAGCCAUGUCCGAAAUGUGGAACUUACAAUGGGACCAGAGGAUUUAGUUGUAAAAACAAAUCAUGUGAUGUCGUCUUUAAAGCCGCUGAUGACCGUAAAAAGAAAACUACUGAAGCUUGUCGGAUAAGCACUGAAAACCAAAACGCACAAGUGUUUUCUGUUCGUUUACGUGACAAAGGACCUGACUAUAGAGAUUUUGUGCAGCUAACUACAGAAUUAGUAGAUGCUGGGGAUGGGAACUUUACAACUGCUCAAAAUGCUGAAUGUUAUGUUGAGAGUUGUUCCAAUAAGAAUGACACGUUCAACCUCUUGACAAUUACAGCAUGCCAGCAUAUUCAAGCAACUCUGAAUUGUCAUUCAGAGUCAGAGAUUUUACCAAUCAAAGCAUCACUAAUUCAUUCUCUUAACAUUCCAUCAGAUCUAAAAGAUGAAUUGUGGAACAUGUCUACUGAAGACAACCAAGGGUUGCAGAUGCCUAUUGUCCAGCGGGUUUCAAAAACCAUAUUUGUAGUAAAAUGUGCAGUUUCGAACAAAUUUUCGUUGGGUUUUCUUCAUUGUUCAGUUAUUGAAACUCGUAACAAAACGGGAACAUUGGAACGAAAGUUCAUCUGUCCAUGUCGUAAGUUGAAGGCUCCAAACUCAUCAGAAAUAUCAAAUAAGGAGUGUGUCCAUUUCUAUGCGUGCAUUUUGGCAUUCAUCAGUGACGAGAAGUUCAUGAAUGAAUUCUCUUACCACAUUCAGGCGUCCAACGUGCUUUCUGUUUCAUUGGACAGCAUUGAGGAAAUGACAGAGCGGCAGUUAGUGGUGCACUUUGAAGUAAUGCCACAAGUAUCGGAUGAAACCGAUCUUCUUGGCGAUGUUAGGGUACUAGAUUCUUUAGUUCUAGCCACCGACGACGGUUCUUCGGGUUUUGCUGAUGAUGUUUCAGCAACGGGAAACGUCAACUUGACGUUGCCGGUUGGUAUUAACAUGAGCGAGCUGUUAAAUGGAACGUUAGAAGUGGUUCCCCAGAUGACCUGUCACACUGCCCCCGUUAUAAGCGCAGAGGAGGCUGCGCAAAUCCAGAGAGGAAAGAUCAAAAUAGCACCUCUCAAAAGACCACGCAAAUUAAUUUCAGAAACAAGCAACCAUCAACAUCAGACCCAACUAACGACCGAAACUAUCCCCAAGCGUACACCUUCUUUGGAAGAAGUCACGAGCUCUCUCUUGUUCGAACAAUGGCUAUCCUCUGUUACGGAACGAAUCAACCAGACCAUGCAUUUUGGAAUGCCCGGUAAUCCGGAUCCGCUAGUCUACCAGAUACCCCAUUCGUUUUUCGAAUGUCUUCGUGAGCGAAUUUCUACAAAUGGGAGAAAGAAGCGUCUACCCAAUAGCACCGUUGUCUUCCAACGUAAGGACCGGCCACCAUUUGUCACACUGACCAAAUAUACUUGGCAUCUCAACAAUCCUAUGCACGUGAAACAUAUCUUCGACACUUCUCUGGUUCAACUAGAACUUACACGAAGUUUUGUUGAGAAUCAAGAUGGAACAUUCGAUUUAUACGUUCCAAAAAACAUUGACACGGCCGGAUCUGGGGCAGACUGCUCCGGUUUACCGACGCUCAGACCAUUGGAACUCCAGACUUACCUAAUAAUUGGACAUGGUAACACCAAUACAGACGGUGAUUGUUCCUGCCCAUUUACCAUCGAAUGGAUCCCAGAUGUUCUCUUACAAUCCAAAUUUGGUGAGUUGAGUCUACAGUUUCAAUUCGGACACCAGAGACAUCCAUUGGGAUUGCUGUCAGAGCGGAGUGGCAACAAACGGCUGAUAAACGGAAUGGCCAGCACAACUACUCUGACAAAUAGUAUCGCCUCACGUCGUAAGAAACUCAAAGUGGUCGCUGUUCCUGACUCGGAUGCCAAAGAUCUACAAAACUUAAAUAACAUCGAGCUCGACUUUGAUGGAGUCGCUCCUUUAAACGAUAGUGAGUUCCAAGAACUCACUAAAUCGGUCCCUUGAAAUGUAUAAGGGAAGACAAAGCACCUUGGUGCGCAGAGUCUCCCCCAACAGGCUGUGCUUCCUUCAUUUUAUCCAUCACUGUUUCCCACCAGCGUACCUAUUGCCAUCUCUUUAUAGAGAACAAGAUCUUAAGCAACUCCUAAGAUGCUCCCCACGUCACUUCAUGUUUGUUCUAGCCAUUUGCACUCAUCCAGCAACACGAAAGCAAGGGAUGACGUUUGAUGGGCGAAGGAAUACGAUUUCGUGCAUUCGUACUGUUUUUGAAGGAAAGAUGCCUCAUUAUUAUUUCUAAAGGAAAGUCAUACGACAGUUCCAAUAAUUGACUUAACUCUGUUUUGUUCCGGUUGUCCCUUAUUUCCCUUAUCGCUUUUUUUUUGCGUUGGAGUUAUAUUCCGACCAUAAAUGGAAAUAGUAAACUGUAUAUCGCUCGA
Messenger RNA from Daphnia carinata, 2564 nucleotides. RefSeq lists its product as uncharacterized. The transcript has 8 exons. The record is from RefSeq and is a predicted model, not a curated record. NCBI's taxonomy places the organism in Eukaryota, Metazoa, Arthropoda, Branchiopoda, Diplostraca, Daphniidae. Bases 1 to 2133 code for a protein of 710 amino acids. Gene Ontology annotation, cellular component: nucleus.